AUGAAUGCUAGCAUUGAUUUAUAUACUAUGUCGAUAGAAUACGCCUUUGGUCGUUCACUUGAAAUUAUACGUGAUUUGAUACAUGGUAAUGGGCUUAUGUCAUCAACUCUGUCAAGUAUCACCGUUGAUUUGGAUUAUGACAAAAAUUUAACAAUUUAUCCACGGUACAAAAUAUAUGAAGAAGGUCCAGAUGGAGGUAACUGUUCGUGUCAUGAUUCACCUAGCUGCAACGAAAAACAAUACGUUUAUUCUAAUUUUAAUAAGGAUAGUCGAAAUUUCUCUGUACCAGGAUUAGUAAUCGGUUGUUAUGGUUUUGAAGCACUGUUACAAUCAAAUUUAAUUUGUUUUUUUAAUCAAUCUUGUAUUGACGAUCUUCGUGCAGCUAUUUUAUUCAAGGAUAAUUUCACUACUUCAGCACUUGAUCAGUCGAAGUUGUUUUAUUUUAAUCCGAAUAGCACAAUCAGAAGUAUGAUGGAAAAAGCUAUGGUUGAAAAAUGGGUAAAUAGUAGUAAUUAUGACGAAUAUUAUAAUCAAUGCCGUCCGAUUUAUUGCAAAUACACAUAUAAAAACAAAAAUAAUACUAUCUAUAUUAUUACGACAUUAUUUGCUUUGAUUGGUGGAGUUUCCACUGUACUUAAAUUUACUGUCCCUCGAUUUGUCAAAUUAAUUCGAAAAAUUCUACUUAAACGGCAACAACGACGUACUGCAAUCGAUACAGUUGCGUGA
Adineta steineri is the source of this 726-nucleotide messenger RNA. Lineage: Eukaryota; Metazoa; Rotifera; Eurotatoria; Adinetida; Adinetidae. The record is from the annotation of a GenBank genome assembly.